Cercopithifilaria johnstoni is the source of this 2739-nucleotide messenger RNA. NCBI's taxonomy places the organism in Eukaryota, Metazoa, Nematoda, Chromadorea, Rhabditida, Onchocercidae. The record is from the annotation of a GenBank genome assembly.
AUGGCAGCUACACCAGUUACAGCAUCACAAGGCAAAACGAUGACACUUAGUGAGCUACGUGUUUUCGAACUUAAGCAAGAAUUAGAAAAGCGUGGAUUAGAUAAAAGUGGAAUUAAACUAGCAUUAGUAGAACGCUUAGAGGAGGCUCUUCGAGAAGAAGGACACGAUCCAAAGAUUUAUAAGUUUACGGUCAAUGACUAUGGCAAAUUUCCGGCCGCUCCCUUGAAAAAUUCCUCUAGCGAGACAGUGAGAGAAAGUCAGUUCAGCUCUAGUAGUCACGAAACUUUAUCUGAUCAUGAAAUUGAAGUUUCUAACGGUCGUCACGAAAAUGAGCAGCGGGAAAUGAAAAAGGAAGAUCCAAGUGAACCGGAUACUGCUAUUGGUAUGGUUGUCGAAUCUGAAGACAGUGAUGGAACAAUUGAAAAAACUGAUCAUUUGGCAACAACCAAGGAAUCAUCCGAAGAAGUGAUGGAGGGCAAGAAAGUGAAACACAAUCAAAUAGAAGGAACUUCAGUUUUGAAACAAGAUGAUCGCAGUAGAACUGAACUUAUCGAAGAACAAAUGGAAGUAAAUGAAGUUAUUGAGGAUACCUCCAUUGUCAAAGAAAUAGUGGAAACCAAGGAACCGGAAGAAGAGGAAACUGUUAAAGAAAUUGCAGAUGAAGUUAACUACGAAGAUGAGGAAAUGCCAGAUACAACUCGGAUCAAUGAGGAGGAGGUGGAAGCAGAGGAGUGCAAAGAAACUGAAAGCAAAAUGACAGAAAAAGAGGAUGAAAGUAAGACAGUUGGAAAAACAGAAGUGAAAGCUUCUAAAGAGGGUGAUAAUUUAUUUACGUCGACUGUUGAAACUGUAGCAUCAACACCACCGGAACGUACUGACGAUGCUCCACAUGCAACGACAUCCACGCUUAAAAAGUCCGAUAACUCUUUGUGGAUCAAAGGCAUCAGCCCGAACACAAAAGCUGCAGAUUUGAAGGCAUUAUUUGCCAAAUAUGGUCGAGUAUUAACCGCCAAAAUUUUCACAAGACGACAGCAGCCAUCAAAUGCAUGUUUUGGCUUUGUCACUAUGAUCGAUUCAGCUGCAGCUGACCUCUGUAUUCAAAAACUUCAUAAAACAAAUGUUAAAGGACGUCCGAUUACGGUGGAACGAGCGGACCGUUGCAACAUGCCCAUUGCUAAGUCGAUACCCAAGAAACCAACAUGUAAUGCGACAGGUGACGUGAAAAGUGGAAAGUCCACUACCACUUUCGAUACUUGUUCGAAAAGCGGUGAAGAGAAAUUAUCAACCUCUAAGGCGGCUGGAAAAUCGAAGAAAGAUAUACCUACCAUUGACAAGUCAAAAAGUAGCACAUCGAGUGGCAAUAAGGAAGCCAGUACCACGAGAAGUGAGAAGCAGAAAACAGUGAAAGCAAUGUCGGAAACGAAAAAAUCACCCGUUAAAGCGCCGUCUGCGAGCACAACACACUCAAGGUUCUCAACGCUCAGCAGCAGUAAACGUUCGACGGUCACUCGUCUACCAUCACGGUUUCGAGCAAAUAGAAGAAUUGAGCGAGCAGAUCGUGUUUCUUCCACGUUACGGCGUUCGUAUGUAAUUCGUAAACCUAGUUAUUCGUCAGCUGCCUCAAGAAGAACUUUGGGAAGUCGACCAUUUUCGGGUCGUCUUGGUCGUGGUAGUAUAUUACGCGGAAUGGUCCGCCGUGAGGUUUCUUCACGUCGUGUUGAGCCUCCUACUUCAUGGGAAAAGCGUGAAAUGAUGGAGAUGUUGCGUAAAAAGGAAGAAGAGCAUCGGCUUAAAGAGCAAGAAUUGAGACUUCAGCGUGAACGUGAGCGUCUGAAGUUCGAACGUGAACGGUUUGAACGGGAACGGCUUGAAUUGCAACAACUGCGCCAAAUCGCUGCCCUCACCACACCAGUGCAAAUGAUGUCAGCUCCGGGAGCGCCUCCACCACGUCGCUCGCAUGAAUACGGUGAUAUGGAUUCAUCCAGGUACAAAUCAGAAAAGGAAUUGAAGCGGAGCGAAUAUUCAAGGCGGUCAGGGGAACGAUCAUCAUCACAUCGUGGCGUGACUUCUACACGUAGCUCUUUACCGGAUCGGCGAGAAGCACACAGUUCAUCGCGGCAUGUUAGUAGUACACACUCGUCAUCACGUGGUGCUGGCGAACGAAGUCGUGAACGCAGUCGUGACCGUAGCAGACACAGUACUCGCGACUAUGGUUCAUCGAACAUCGUUCGUGAAAAUGUUCCCAGUUAUGCUCGUGAAAGUCAUUCAUAUUCACGUAGUGGUGACCCCACAAUUUCCAACAGUUAUGGGCGUGACCCAUAUCGACCCGAUUCGACGACUUACAAUGGCCAUCGUUCUGGUGACGCUGGAUAUGGAAGCCGAGACCUGGGAACGUAUAGCUCAUCUAGUACUUAUUCCCGUGAUGUAGCACCAUCUUCUUAUAGCAAAGAUUCUGGUUAUGGUGCUAGUUCUCGUUCUUUGGGAGGUGGUGCGUCUUGGUCAGUUGGAGGUUCAUCUUCGACUUACGUAGGGUCAUCACGAGAUUAUGACGGUGAUGCGUGGAUUUCGGGCGUGUCUGCGUCUCAAGGCCAUGGAACUCACGGCUUGGGAAGUAAUAAUUGGUCAUCAUCAAGAGAUGACAACUGGUCAGGUGGUAUAGCUGACACACAUGGACAUGUUUCAUCUUAUCAUAAGUAUGACAAAUACGAUUCUUAUGAUAAAUACAACCGCCGUUACUAA